AUGGAAAAAAUAGUGAAAGAGAAAGAGCCUCUAAUAAGCAUUACGAACCGCAAGGGUGGCUUCAGGACCUUGCCAUUCAUCAUAGCAAACCAGGCAUUUGAGAAAAUGGCAAGUUUUGGGAUAUUGCCAAAUAUGAUUUUGUAUUUGACAAGAGAUUAUGGUAUGGAGGCUGCUGAAGCCACCAAUGUAAUCCUCUUCUGGUCAGCGGCUACAAAUUUCACGCCUGUUGUUGGUGCUUUUAUUGCUGAUUCCUAUGCGGGUCGAUACCCUACGAUUGCUUUUGGAUCUGUUGUUAGUUUCCUCGGAACACUACUUUUUUGGCUAACAGCUAUGAUUCCAGAACUAAGUCCUUCUUGUGACCAAUUUACAAAGAGGUGCAGCUCUCCAACAACAACUCAACUUGCAUUCUUAUAUUCUUCUCUUGGCCUCAUGUCCAUUGGAGCUGGAGGUGUAAGGGCUUCUUCCUUGGCCUUUGGCAUAGACCAAUUAGACAGGAAGGACAAAGAUGUAGGAGUCAUAGAGAGCUACUUCAACUGGAGCUAUGCUUUAACUGCUGUGGCAAUCCUAAUUGGAAUGACCAAUUUGGUGUAUAUUCAAGAAAAUUUUGGGUGGAAGGUGGGAUUUGGAGUACCUGUAGUCCUCAUGUUCAUGUCAAUGGUAUCUUUCUUUUUAGCCUCUUCACUAUAUGUCAAACUGGAAGCUAAAGGCAAUGUGAUCAGUGGGUGUGCUCGAGUUGUUAUAGCCUCUUACAGGAACAGACACCUUAGCUUACCACUACAUGUCUCCAAUGACAUGUACUAUUGUGAAAAGGAAUCAACUAUGCUUAUGCCAAGUGAUAAAUUAAGGUUUCUAAACAAAGCCUGCCUUAUUAAAAAUUCUGUACAAGACCUUACCCAAAAUGGAAGAGCUGAAAACCCAUGGAAUCUUUGCACAGUGGACGAAGUGGAAGCACUCAAAGCACUAAUCAAGAUUAUCCCAAUUUGGAUUACAGGAAUGAUAAUGUCUGUGAAUUUGAGUCAGGGUUCUUUUUCUGUGUUGGAGGCAUCCUCCAUGGAUCGCCACAUUACUUCACACUUUGAAAUUCCUGCAGCUUCCAUGGGGACAUUUAUGAUUAUCUCUACAGCAGUUUGGAUUGUCCUCUAUGAUCGUGUUGUAAUCCCCUCUACAUCCAAAAUAGCAGGUCUACAUUAUCGUCUUAGAGUAAAGCAGAAAAUGGGAAUUGGACUUUUUGCAGUUUGUUUAUCAACAGCAUCACUGGCAGUUGUAGAGGGUAUCAGGAGGAAAAUGGCAAUAGAGGAAGGCUUCUCAGAGUAUCCAGAGGGGGUUGUGAACAUGUCAGUGCUGUGGCUAUUGCCACGGCAAGUCCUUGAUGGUUUUGCUGAAGCUUUCAAUGCAGUUGGGCAAAAUGAGUUCUUUAUCUGUGAGCUGCCUCAAUCAAUGUCUAGCAUAGGAUCCACUCUUUCUGGGUUAGGGAUGUCAGGUGCAAAUCUAAUAGCUAGUUUACUUAUGAGUGUUGUUGACAAAGUUACCAAAGGAGAGGGAAAGGUCAGUUGGGUUUCAAGCAACAUAAACAAGGGUCAUUAUGAUUACUAUUACUGGCUUAUUUUUGGAUUGAUGUUGGCCAAUCUCCUGUAUUUCCUUUACUGUAGUAAGGCAUAUGGACCUUGUAAGGGAGAAGAAAAUGAAGGUCAAGAUGAAAGACAUUAG
This is a messenger RNA of Gastrolobium bilobum, 1707 nucleotides long. Its product is annotated as protein NRT1/ PTR FAMILY 1.2-like. The coding region runs from base 1 to 1707 and encodes 568 amino acids. Gene Ontology annotation, molecular function: transmembrane transporter activity. Gene Ontology annotation, cellular component: plasma membrane. The record is from RefSeq and is a predicted model, not a curated record. Gene Ontology annotation, biological process: transmembrane transport. The transcript has 4 exons. NCBI's taxonomy places the organism in Eukaryota, Viridiplantae, Streptophyta, Magnoliopsida, Fabales, Fabaceae.